GUUUCCUGGCUCUCCCGGCGCGUCCCGUGCUACCUGUUGGGGCGCAGAGAACCCACACCCUGGGGCCGAGCCUCGGGCCGGGCGGGCGGGGCAGGCGGCCAGCGGGGCAGCAGGCCCGGCGCCCCGGCUGCUGAUGCCGCCUGGCCGGGAGCAGGAUUGCUUUUUUCCGAGAGGCCGACCUCAGGCCCCCUCCCUCCAUCACUGAAGAGGCAGUAGGAGCCACAGCCGCCUCCUUCCCCCUCCCUGCCGCCUCCUCGGCUGAGCCGGCAGGUUGUCUUGGCAACGGGAGGCGGAGUGGAGAUGCGCCGAGGGAUGGAGGUGUAUGUCACUGAGGAAGCUGCCGUGCUCCUGCCCCACGUCCCAGGCCCUUGAAGGCCCUGUACUCAGUCAGCUGCCUGAAGAGUCACCGAGGGAUGAGGACGCUACCGCCCAGUGGGACGCCCUUUCUGCACUCGCGGCCACGAGCGCGCAGCGACCCGGAGCCUGGCCGAGCCUGACGCCCGGUCGUCUCCCCUCGCACACAAGGAUCUGCGAGUGACCCGACCGGCCAUCUACUGCAUGGAACGGCUGCAGAAGCAACCACUCACCUCCCCUGGGAGCGUGAGCUCCUCCCGAGACUCCAGUGUUCCGGGCUCUCCCUCCAGCAUCGUGGCCAAGAUGGAUAAUCAGGUGUUGGGCUACAAGGACUUGGCCGCCAUCCCCAAGGACAAGGCCAUCCUGGACAUCGAGCGGCCUGACCUUAUGAUUUACGAGCCCCAUUUUACCUAUUCUCUCUUGGAACAUGUGGAGCUGCCCAGGAGCCGGGAGCGUUCUCUGUCACCCAAAUCCACAUCUCCGCCACCUUCCCCAGAGGUGUGGGCAGAGAGCCGGUCCCCUGGAACCAUCUCUCAGGCUUUAGCCCCAAGAACCACUGGGACCCCUCGGACCAGCCUGCCCCAUUUCCACCAUCCCGAGACCACCCGCCCGGACUCCAACAUCUACAAGAAGCCACCCAUCUACAAGCAGAGAGAGGCCAUGGGAGGUAGCCCUCAGAGCAAGCAUCUCAUUGAGGACCUCAUCAUCGAGUCGUCCAAGUUCCCUGCAGCCCAACCCCCCGACCCCAACCAGCCUGCCAAGAUCGAAACCGACUACUGGCCGUGCCCGCCAUCGCUGGCUGUUGUGGAGACAGAAUGGAGGAAGCGGAAGGCAUCACGGAGGGGGGCAGAGGAGGAAGAGGAGGAGGAAGACGAUGACUCCGGGGAGGAGAUUAAGGCUCUCAGGGAGCGUCAGAGGGAGGAACUCAGUAAGGUUACUUCCAACUUGGGAAAGAUGAUCUUGAAAGAAGAGAUGGAAAAGUCAUUGCCUAUCCGGAGGAAAACACGCUCCCUGCCUGACCGGACACCCUUUCAUACCUCCUUGCAAGCGGGAACAUCUAAGUCGUCCUCUCUCCCCGCCUAUGGCAGAACCACCCUGAGCCGGCUACAGUCCACAGACUUCAGCCCAUCUGGGAGUGAGACUGGAAGCCCAGGCCUGCAGAACGGAGAGGGCCAGAGGGGGAGGAUGGACCGGGGGAACUCCCUGCCCUGUGUGCUGGAGCAGAAGAUCUAUCCCUAUGAGAUGCUGGUGGUGACCAAUAAGGGGCGAACCAAAUUGCCUCCAGGUGUGGAUCGGAUGAGGCUUGAGAGGCAUCUGUCGGCGGAGGACUUCUCCAGGGUAUUUGCCAUGUCUCCCGAAGAGUUUAGCAAGCUGGCUCUGUGGAAGCGCAAUGAACUCAAGAAGAAGGCCUCCCUCUUCUGACCGCCCCCACCUCCGAAACUGACCAUCACCCCAGCUGCUUCAGGGCUCCGGAGCAGGAACACUAGACCCCAAAGCAUCAUCUCGUGGGGGAGCAGGGAGGUGGGCCGAGAGGAGGUUGGCUCCAUCGCCCAGGGCGAGACGAGCCCAGGCCUCUCAGUGCUGCAUUGUACGACAUGGAGUUUCUUCCCGUAAUGAGCCGGGCCUCCCCUCAUCCCCGGUCCUUACUGCACAGGGCAAACCCAGGCUGGACUCCAGCACACACAGAGUUAAUGUCUGCAUCCUCUCGCUGCCCCCACCCCAAGAAGAGAGGUCCUCAGAAGAGAGGAGAUGUGAACAUGGCACUUGGGGAUCAGGCCUUUGGAUGUCUUGACCAAUGGCUGGGGGGAACCCUCAGGCCUGGCAGGAAGAGGUAGGGGUGGAGGCACCAGGCAGGCAGGGAGAGCUCCAGGACCCAGUGUCUGCCUAGUUCUCCUUGCCUCACCUUGGAGAGCUUCCUGCACCGGCCUCCCACCUCUCUGACUCCAGCAGGAGCUGGCUCGAGCACAGCCUCCAGCAGGGAGACCGCCUUGCCCUCCAGCUUAUUCUGUUCUCUCCUUGCAAAUCCUAUGCUUUGAAGCCUCUUGCUCAGCCCUGUGGCUUCCCCAGAAGCCUUGGCUUAGAGUGGAGAUGUCGCCUAUACAGAACCCCAGUCCCCCAUAAGCCUCCAGGCAAAGUCAGCUAGAAUCCUACGUUCUGGUACCCAGGUCCUGGGCAGAACCGGGCACCCCUCUGAUGAGAUCAGGAGGCUGUGCUGAAGUGUCUUGGCUACCAGGUCCCGCCCAUACCCCUGCAUCCCCACCACGCCUCUAAAGAACGUAAUUUAUUGGGGCACCCCCAGUUGCUUUCCUUACCUAACUCUCUGCCCUACCUUAAUCACACUCCCAGCUUUCGUUCUCUACAAAUACAUAUAUGUGUACAUAAUUAUAUAUAUUUUUUGGCCCAGACCUGGGUUUUGUUCCUGCCCAGACUCUGGCAUCCCUUUCCACUGUGUGUGUGUGAGUGACGCUGGGGAGGGGAACGCUGCUUGGAAUUAAAAGGUUGCAUUGGGUCCCCAAA
Rhinolophus ferrumequinum (greater horseshoe bat) is the source of this 2871-nucleotide messenger RNA. RefSeq names its product dematin actin binding protein (gene DMTN). Lineage: Eukaryota; Metazoa; Chordata; Mammalia; Chiroptera; Rhinolophidae. Gene Ontology annotation, cellular component: plasma membrane; actin cytoskeleton. The transcript has 17 exons. The record is from RefSeq and is a predicted model, not a curated record. Bases 559 to 1776 code for a protein of 405 amino acids. Gene Ontology annotation, molecular function: actin filament binding. Gene Ontology annotation, biological process: lamellipodium assembly; cytoskeleton organization; actin filament bundle assembly.